Messenger RNA from Argiope bruennichi, 1305 nucleotides. RefSeq names its product cysteine-rich secretory protein 2-like. The transcript has 8 exons. Gene Ontology annotation, cellular component: extracellular region. Lineage: Eukaryota; Metazoa; Arthropoda; Arachnida; Araneae; Araneidae. The record is from RefSeq and is a predicted model, not a curated record. The coding region runs from base 83 to 868 and encodes 261 amino acids.
CACAAACAGUUUUGCAUUAAUUAUUCACAUUUUACGAAUACUUGGUCAAAAGAGUUAGUUUGCGUUCAUUGGAAAAUACAGUAUGUUCCUUCACCUUGUAAAUGGUCUUCUUCUUGUUGCAGAGUUAUGUUCGGGGUUCCCAAAGCUUUCUCGACCUAAAUUGCAUGGAACUGCAAUUCCGCCAGAGCAACUGGAUCCAAGAAACAACGCUACAAAGAGAAAAAUUUUGUUAGCACAUAAUUUUUUCCGGUCCAGAGUAGAUCCACCAGCAGCAGACAUGCUGGAAGUGUCCUGGCAUAACGAAGCAGCCGAGGACGCUCAAAGAUGGUCAGAAGCUUGCCAAUUGCUACUCCACGAUAAUGCUACUGGACGCUGGACAGAUGAUUUUGGAUCUUGUGGGCAGAAUAUUUUCGUCGCUAAUAUCCAAGUUCCUUGGUUCUUUGCCACCAAAGUAUGGUUCCUUGAAAGACUAAAUUUUACGUAUGGGGAGCCUUUAAAUGAUCCUAACGUAGUAGGACAUUAUACUCAGAUGGUUUGGCAUAGCACCCAUAAAGUAGGUUGCGGAUUCAGCUAUUGUCCAGAAAAUAAUGUCACGAAACAUGGAUACUAUAGUUACGUCUGUAACUAUUGUCCAAUAGGAAAUCAUCCUGAAAGAUUUGAUCAGCCUUACGCCAAUGGCACAACUUGUUCUGCAUGCGAGGGAAAUUGCAGAGGCAAAUUAUGCACGAACGGAUGUCCUUAUGCAGAUUUCUGGACAAACUGCAAUGAGAUGAACAGCACCUGGCACAACUGGCUGUGUGACGAUGAAACCACGGAUAGAUAUCAAGCCUGCAGAUCUACAUGUAAAUGUGAAGGAAAAAUUCGUUAAUGAAGCAAGAAAAAAAGAAAAUUGUUUUACAAUAAUUUCAUCCUUUAUUUGCAACAACAAAAAAAUGCUUAUUUAUUUAAUCCAGGCAUUUGUUUUAUCUCUUAACUUGUUUACCCAGUUAAUUAUGCGUGUAAUUUGUUUCAUCAUCCAUUUAAUUCCAUUGUUGAAAGAAAAUAUCGAAAUCUGUUCUAUUUUUUCCCUCAUGUUUACAGAAAGGUGACAUGUGUUUGCUUAAGUAAGAUAUAAUAUUUGUUUAAUUAUUAUCAUCUUCUAAUUAUUCACGCGGAAUGAAAGUUAUAGAAAAAUAAAUAUGCAAAGUGUUUCUUAUUGAUACCUUUAAUAAAAGUAUUUAUUAGAAUAACCUGUGGGCUAAUUUGAGUAAAUAAAAAUAUGCUGCAAAAAAAAAAGACUUUCCUGCAAUUAUGCCAUUAUUUCAA